AUGGGAUUCAACGUGCCAAUCAUAAACCGCGACUCGGAUGCUGUUCGUGCAGCCACGAAGCAAUGGGUUGAACAACCCGAGAAUCAGAAGAAGCUCGUGCUCGUCAUUGUCUCAGUGGCUCUACUACUCGAUAACAUGCUCUACAUGGUUAUUGUGCCAAUUAUUCCUAAAUACCUUCGAGAUAUUCAUGCUUAUUCUGUGGAAUUCUACGGUUAUCACAAUGAAACCGAACGUCUCCCCAACGGUACUGUCAUCGUCCGAGCCGUUGGGGCUAAAAUCGACUAUAAAGAUGAGGAAAUGGAACUUGGCUGGCUAUUCGCCUCUAAAGCCCUCAUCCAAAUAUUCAUCAAUCCAUUCUCUGGCUAUAUUAUUGAUCGAAUCGGCUACGAACUUCCUAUGGUCAUCGGUCUAGUGGUUAUGUUCAGCUCGACGGCUAUAUUUGCACUGGGCCACAGCUAUAGCGUCAUGUUCUUCGCCAGAUCACUACAGGGAUUCGGCUCGGCUUUCGCUGAUACCUCUGGACUGGCCAUGAUCGCCGAUCGUUUCAACGAAGAAGGUGAACGUUCAGCUGCACUUGGCAUUGCUCCUCGCCUUCAUCUCAUUCGGCUGUCUCGUUGCACCACCUUUUGGAUCCGUGCUCUAUUCGCUAGGCCGGCAAACCCGUGCCAUUCCUGA
Cooperia oncophora is the source of this 675-nucleotide messenger RNA. Lineage: Eukaryota; Metazoa; Nematoda; Chromadorea; Rhabditida; Trichostrongylidae. The record is from the annotation of a GenBank genome assembly.